Messenger RNA from Spirodela intermedia, 5079 nucleotides. Lineage: Eukaryota; Viridiplantae; Streptophyta; Magnoliopsida; Alismatales; Araceae. The record is from the annotation of a GenBank genome assembly.
AUGGAGAUGAACGAGGAGACCGUGGCCGCUCACAAGCGGGCCUUCCUGGAUUUCCUGGAUCAGGAUGUAUGGUCUUGUCUCCAUCAGUCUUUCUCUCCGUGUCUCAUUGCCGCCCUCUUCGGCGAUUUUAUGCUGAUGGAGAUCUGUUUCUUCGUGGUUCAUGUAGAUCGGUAAAGGGAUCUACAUGAAAGCCGUGAGGGACAUGGUGCAGAAUAAGCGCCGGAGAUUGAUCGUCGGCAUAGACCAUCUUCGUGACUUCAGCCUUGACCUCGCUCGGCGGUCUGAUAUGGAUUUCUGUCCCUUCUCGCAUAGUUUUUUUUUUUGCUCAUCUGAUUUAUGACUCCCUUAUUCGUUAAGAAUUUUCUGUGGUAUUUUCGUCCAGAUUAAUUAGGAACCCUGGAGAAUACAUGCAUUCGUUCUCUGACGCACUGAUGGAGGUCACGCGAAAUGUGGACCCUAAGUAUGUGAAAGAAGGGGAGCGCGUCCUUGUCGGCUUCACCGGACCAUUUGGUUUCCACAGGGUCACUCCAAGGGAUCUCAUGUCGUCCUUCAUUGGCACCAUGGUCUGUGUCGAGGGCAUUGUUACCAAAUGUAAGCUUUUCACGUUCUCGUGAUUGCCAGAUGUUCGUUGCGUUCGAUCUGAGCUAUAAAACAACCAACAACGAAUGUAGAGAAAAUAGUGAAACUGGUUUACUAUUUGGAGUAGUCCCCUUUUAGGUUGCUAUAGAAUGAAAGAUAACAAUAGUAACAGAUCUGCAGGAAAAUAUUAUGAACAAUCCUGGAAAUAAAUGAACCACAAUUACAUCGCGUACUGUCUGUUCGUCAGGACGAUAGGUUGACAAUCGCCUGGCUCGAUUGGCUCAUUUUAUCUUUGAUAAAAUAUGAUGCAUGUUGCCUAUCGUACAAACUUGACUGGAUCUAAUACAUCAGGGUCUAUGGAUUUAUCCAUGAAAAUGGCAUGCAUGCUUCAAUGACUCAAUUCGAGAAAUCUCAGUAUUAUUUCAUAGUUCUAGCAAAAGUUUUGCGAUAACCAUUUGAGAAGAUGAUGUUGUAGUGAAAUGUGAAAGAAUAGUGCAUAGUAUAAUUUACGGCAAAAAUGGACUUUUUUUCGUUUUCUGUGUUGUUGCAUUUGGACAUAACGUGCACGUAAAUAAUCUUUUAUUUCUCUCUUUGCUGAAAGGCUCUCUUGUAAGGCCCAAGGUGGUGAAAAGUGUUCAUUUUUGUCCAACAACUGGUCAAUUCAUGUCCAGAGAAUACAGAGACAUAACAUCUACUGCGGGUUUGCCAACAGGAUCUGUGUAUCCUACAAGGGUAAUUCAUCCAUUACUAGUGCAGAUCAAGAAAAUUGUGCUUACAGGAACCCAUUAUCUAAUGUUUAAGAUGUAAAUUUUGUCAGGAUGACAGUGGAAACCUGUUGGUCACUGAAUAUGGACUAUGUGAAUACAAGGACCAUCAGACAUUAUCCAUGCAAGAAGUGCCCGAGAAUUCGGCCCCUGGACAGCUUCCAAGGACUGUAGAUGUCAUCGUAGAGGAUGACUUGGUAGAUUCAUGUAAACCAGGAGACCGUGUCUCCAUUGUGGGGAUUUACAAGGCUUUUCCCGGGAAAGCAAAGGGAAGCGUGAAUGGAGUAUUCAGGUAUCUCUAGUUAAACAUUUUGCUUUAUCCUCUGGUGUUUUUUUUUUUAACCAGCCUAACGGAACUAAAUUGUAUGAUGUUUCAUAGGACCGUGCUUAUCGCCAAUAAUGUUUCUCUGCUCAACAAAGAGGCAAAUGCACCCAUCUAUUUACUAGAUGACCUCAAGAAAAUGAAGGAAAUAGGAAAGAGAAAUGACACAUUUGAUUUACUGGCAAACUCACUUGCCCCUUCUAUUUAUGGCCAUUUGUGGAUUAAGAAAGCAGUGAUUUUGUUGAUGCUUGGUGGUGUUGAAAAGAACUUAAAGAAUGGAACCCACCUGAGAGGGUGAAUAUCAGUGCUCGGUUGCCACUCUUGUUGUCUUUUUUUUCUACCUCAGAAACUUUAUUAUUCUCAUGACUGAUAGUCCGCCCUCUUCCUUGUAACAUGCAGUGAUGUAAAUAUGAUGAUGGUUGGCGAUCCUUCAGUUGCCAAGUCGCAGCUAUUGAGGGCAGUCAUGAACAUCGCACCAUUGGCCAUUUCAACCACUGGUCGUGGUUCGUCAGGUGUUGGGUUAACGGCUGCUGUUACUUCCGAUCAGGAAACUGGUAUUUUCUAGCAUUGAAGAUAUCCAUGACGUCCUCUCUUAGUCCUUUCUAGAAAGUCAUAUCGUGCUUGUUGCUUCAGGGGAGAGAAGGCUAGAAGCUGGUGCCAUGGUUCUUGCUGAUCGUGGGGUUGUUUGCAUUGAUGAGUUUGACAAGAUGAAUGACCAAGAUAGAGUAGCAAUACACGAAGUUAUGGAGCAGCAGACUGUGACAAUUGCGAAAGCAGGCAUUCAUGCGUCCUUAAAUGCCAGAUGUAGUGUCGUUGCCGCUGCAAAUCCAAUCUAUGGCACUGUAAGUAGUGGUGAAUCUGAGAACGAUCCUUGACUUAUGAGCCGUCAGUAGUACAGAUGAUUCAUUUAUUAUUUUCACUCGAGUUGAUGCGAAUAUUAGAGCAAACUUAUAUAACAUCAUUAAAUAAUUUUGAUCUGACUAUUAUUUUCUGCAACAGUAUGAUCGCUCGCUUACUCCGACGAAGAACAUUGGCCUUCCUGAUUCAUUGCUUUCCCGUUUUGACUUGCUCUUCAUCGUCCUCGAUCAAAUGGAUCCCGAAAUAGAUCGAAAGAUUUCAGAGCAUGUAACUCGCAUGCAUAGAUACUGUCCUGAUGGAGGUAUGUGCCGCCCUUAAAAUGUUAUUAUUGCAUAUCCUUGAACUGUGAUGACAGAAUUAGUCUAAUCAAAAAGCUUGAUUGGAUAGGGAUUGGCGUGCAUGACAGAAGUUCAAGAUAUGCUGAAGAAGAUGAUGGUGAUGCUGCUGCUGUCUUUGUCAAAUAUGACCGCGUGCUUCAUGGUCAGGAAAGGAAGAGAGGGAAGAGGACAAAGAUAGAGAAACUUACCAUAAAGUUUCUUAAAAAAUACAUCCAUUAUGCCAAGAACAGAAUCCAGCCAAAGCUAACAGAUGAGGUACUUCCCAAGUCUAGGUGUCCUACGAGUUGAACACUUAUCCAACAUUUGCUCAAAAAUCCUGUUUUUUUUUUUGUAAAUCAUUUAUAGUUCUUCUAGUAUCAUCAACUAUGAUGAUUAAUAAAUUCAAAGAAGCAACAAGAUAGCGCUGACUAAAUCUACAUAUUUGCAUAUGUUCAAGAGGGACAAUUAAUGGGGCAAUUGCUGUUUCAUAUUGAUUCUCAGAAACACUUAAUUCUUUUUAUUUUCCUCUCAGGCAUCUGAUCAAAUAGCAACGGCCUAUGCAGAAUUGAGAAAUGGCUCCACAAAUUCAAAGGUCGGUGUAUGAUUUGGUCAACGCUUGAAGAUGACUUCUUCUCGGGUCCUAUGUUCUAUCGAUUUCCUGAUUUUUAUUUUUUAAAAUAAUUUCUUCGUCAGUCUGGUGGGGGCACACUUCCGAUCACUGCGAGAACCCUAGAGACUGUGAUCCGCCUGUCAGCUGCCCAUGCCAAGCUUAAACUGAGAAAUGAGGUGCUGCUUUUUUCUCUAUUCGUCAACGCCCCCGUCCCCGUCUAUUAUAUUAACCUAUUUAGGGAAAAAAAUAUUUUGAAAAGAUACAGUCGAUGUAGUCUGAUCUUCUUUAUUUACUUGCAGGUUCUGAAGGAUGACGUGGACGAAGCUUUGAGGGUCCUGAAUUUCGCCAUAUAUCACAAGGAGCUCACCGACCUGGAAGAGCGUGAGCAGAGGGAGAAGGAGCAGGAAAUGAAGAACAAGUCCGAGAGCAACACCAGCAACGAUCUGGCCGCCGAUCCAGACACCGGUCGCGGCCCAAGGUAUUCUCUUCACCUCCUUUGACUAUUGAGUCAAAGAUGUGGCAUGUGGGUUGAAUUGCUGCUUUUAGUAAUCUAUUUUCUCUCGACUCAGCGUGGCAGACGCAAUGGAAGUGGACGAUCCCGCCGCCGCCGCAGAACCUGAAGAAAUCCCCGCCGAUCGGUGUGUUCUCUUCCGGAUAGCUGACUCUAACUCUGCACAAUUCUCACUGCCCCACGUAAUAUUAUUGUCUUGGAUGUGAUCCCAACCGUAGGAUCGAGACCUUCGAGUCCAUUCUGGGCCAGCAUGUCCUGGCGAACCACGUUGACCAGAUCUCCAUAGCGGACAUUGAGCAGCUUGUCAACCGGGAGGCGCCUGCGCCCUACACCAAGCGCCAGAUAUCAUCCAUCUUGGAGGUCAGCACCUUGGUUUUUAUUUUUAGAAACUAUGUGAAAUAUACUUUCUAUAGUACACAUAAAAUCAUGAAAUAAUAUAGAUGGGGUUUUACUCCACUUAUUAAUCCAGCCUUAUGAACAAAACCAUUUCAUGAACCUAUGUUUCAUGGUUCCUAGGUUAGAACUAUAUUUGAAAAUAAUUGAUAAAAUCAUGACGAGUCUACCCAGGUUUAGUGGCUAUAUUGCCGUAGAUAAAAGACCCAUCUUCGGCAUAGGCUUAAUAUUUAGGAAUAUAUUUAGGAAAAUUAGUAGGAUUAUGUGAUUAGAAUGAUGGGUCUUCUCAAUUUAUAAAUUAUUGCAUGAACUAUAGAGAUGGGUCUGUUCCCCUGUAAAUAAUUCUGCAGAAUCAUGCCAUUUAUCUUAGUUUUUCCAAAGUUCCGGUGGCAACGCUCGAUUUCAUGUUAUCUGCAUAUACAAAAUCAUGCACCAUUUAUCUGUGUAUUUAAGACAAUUAAUAUGAUUAUGUGACUAGAGUGAUUACAUAAAAUCACUAUAUUAUGCAUAAUCAUGUCAUUUAUCUUAGUCUUUCCAAAGUUCACGGUCGCAAUGCUCGAUUUCAUGAUAUCCGAGUAUAGAAAAGCAUGCUAUUUUUCUGAGUCUUUCCAAAGUCUUAUUAACUAUGUUCAAUUUCAUGAAAUCUUUCCCAUUUUUGCCGGCCGCAGAGAAUGCAGGAGGCCAACAGAAUAAUGGUGAGGAAUGGGGUAGUCCGCAUUAUCUGA